Molecule: messenger RNA, 709 nt
Organism: Trichoplusia ni (cabbage looper)
Lineage: Eukaryota; Metazoa; Arthropoda; Insecta; Lepidoptera; Noctuidae
Exons: 3
Coding region: 88-576 (162 amino acids)
Biological process (GO): inner mitochondrial membrane organization
Cellular component (GO): MICOS complex
Source: RefSeq, a predicted model, not a curated record
GGAUCGCACAAUGUUUGAUCUGUCAAAAAAUGUCUUUUUGACGUGAUUUGCCGAUAAAAAUUAUUUGGAUAGUACAAUUUUAUAAACAUGGGAGGUUCUCAAAGCACUCGAAAAGUAACAGUUGAUAAUGAAAAUGCUAUCCAAGUGUCCCAAGAGGCAUUAGAUCGGAUACAAGCUCAGCUUAGUGCAAAACAAGCUGAAAAUCCAAAGGCCCAGCCUAUACCUCAGUACAUAGCUCCUCCGGUGUACGAACAACAGAAACCCCAGCACGAGUACGCAGCCGAGGAGGCGUACUGGGCGCGCCGCAUCGAGAGCUUGAAGAGGGCACACGAGAAAAUCAACAGCGGGAUGCAUAUGGAAUAUCAAAAAACAAUUAAAGAAGCCAAUGAUUUGUUCAAUACGGUCAAGGAUGAUAAAGUUGCAUCUAAAGUUGCACCCUGCCAAGAGGAAAAAGCUAAGGUUCUCCAGUGCUACAGUACAAAUCCUAAUAAAUCCCUUCUGUGUUCUGUGUUAGUGAAUGAAUUUAAUGACUGUGUAUGCAAGAGCCGAGUAGCAGCUGUCACGGCCUCAUCUUAACAACGGGAAUUGUGUAAAUAAUCGUUAUAGUAAAUGUUCGUCGACAUCCAAGCAAUACUGACUACAGAGGUUGCAUUCGGCCGCGGAGUAGAUUUAAUAUUAAUGCUGUAUCAAUAAAACUGUUAUUAAUUUA